Molecule: messenger RNA, 3120 nt
Organism: Colletotrichum godetiae
Lineage: Eukaryota; Fungi; Ascomycota; Sordariomycetes; Glomerellales; Glomerellaceae
Product: tetratricopeptide
Exons: 2
Coding region: 491-2968 (825 amino acids)
Biological process (GO): cell division; protein ubiquitination; metaphase/anaphase transition of mitotic cell cycle
Cellular component (GO): cytoplasm; anaphase-promoting complex
Molecular function (GO): protein binding
Source: RefSeq, a predicted model, not a curated record
CCACGCAACGAACGCCUUCUUCGCUCCGACAGGCAACAAUCCGCAAACUGCCCUGCCCAUUGAACCAUCUCUACGACCUUACGAACCUCGCCGUCGCCUUUUGCAGCACUUACCGAUUCAAUUCGACCUUGCACUCUUCGCCUCCCACUGCAUUUAAUUGUUAAUCCUCAACCAUCUGUCGACAGAAACGCGCUUCCAGCACCCUUGCUCCUCUCGGCCUCAGGCUCUACGCGAACGCCCACCUCGAAAUUCACGGACGCAACUUUUUGCGCCUGCACACAAUCCCAUACCCAAGCUCGACAGAGCCCGACUAACGCUUCCCGACCAAAGCUGCACGUCCAGUGCAUCGGGGCGCUACUGUGGACCGCGAUUCCCAGCUUUCAAAUUCGACAGUUGUUGCACCACCCGCGAUAUCUCAUGGCCAUAAACUGCCGUGGACGUUAACCCUCCUCCACCGAACCGCCCACCUCUUUUCACCUACCCACCGAGAAUGGCGCCCACAAGUGCGGCCAUAACAGGGCUGCUACGGCAGGUAGUCUACUACCAUGUCGACAACAGUGCCUACGAGAAUGCCCUCUUUUUCGCCGAGAGGCUAAGCGCCCAAGAUCCCAAGUCGAGCGAGUCUGCACAUCUCCUGGCUCUAUGCCACCUUCGCCUUGGUGACCACCGAACCGCCUUCGAAGUCAGCAGGCCAUCAGCUUCCCGUGGGACGAAUCUGGGUGCCGCCUGGGUGUUUGCGCACGCAUGCGUCAAAAUGGAACGAUACAAAGACGGCAUCAAUGCCCUAGAAAAAGCUCGGGAGAAGUGGAUCGGCAAGACGAACAUAGGCAAGCAUACCACCUCGACUCGCUCGCUUUACCCAGAUGAAGCUGCGGUUCUGUGUUUGCUAGGGAAGCUAUACCGGGCGUAUGAUGACAAGCGGAGGGCAAUCGAAUGUUUCGAGACUGCAGUGAGAGUCAACCCUUUCAUGUGGGAUGCCUUUCAGGCCCUCAGCGACAUGGGCGUUAAACUGCGCGUACCAAAUAUUUUCCAGGUCACCGAUCCCCUCGUUCAUUGUUUCGAACAGGAUCAGGGAGUGUUGCCCCAGGAGCCUAAGGAGAGCUCGGCAAAUUCAUUCGAGCCCAAACGACCUCCGAUUCGUUCAACGGCGGACUCAUCUGACCCCUUUAACCUUCACCGAUCCUCUACAUAUCAGGAUCUGCCUUAUAGCGCCAACGUCUUCUCCGCGGAAGCAGAGGAGAAUGAUUUCAUGUCAAAAAUCACAGCAGCAAGAUCUAGGCUAGCCCCGCCAUCCACGAGUAACGGUGAGCUCGAUCUCAUGGAGACACCUACCGGCCCAGUGUCCAUGCCAGAGGUUCCUACUAUGCGUUCAGCUUUCGGCGCUGCGGAGCCACCACAGGCGCCGCCGCGGAGGACAAGAACAGCCCAGGCCGUGGAUCCCGGCUUUUUGGAAGUCCCACCGAAGAUGAGUUACAAAUUAGGUGCCAAAAGAAGCACCAGAAGCCAAGACAAGGAUUCAGUCGAGCUGCAUUCCGACACUGGGACCGGAACUAUGCGGUCGACCAUGGCACCCACGGAGCGGAAGAGGACGGUUUCGGGCCACCCGGUAUCUAGGCAACACUCCGAAGAAGCCAACGCUCCUGCACAACGGAGAAGUGCCAGGCUUAACAUGUUUAACAAACCCUCAAUUGCCAAAGCGAAUUCUGGCGCUGCUACCAUCGGCGCCGCUGCAACUCGUGAGCUGAAGAAGGCUAGACCCCAGAUUUCACGGAUAAUGCGACCUGGCUCUAGUGGCUCCAGUGUUGGUAGGGUCGUGAGCGGCAACCGCAAGCCGGUCGAAGACAGUGGUAUGGAUGUCGAUCACGCCGAGACCACUCGUGUGAGAGAGCCUCAUGCGGUCCAGCACGCCGUACCGAAAGCCGUCUCACACGAACUCGACAACGUCAGGAUUGAGGAGGCCUUGAGAUGGGUUAUGGAGUUGCUCAAGAAAUUUGCCUCUGGGUACUACUCACUCAAAGCUUUCCGGUGCCAGGAGGCCCUGCAAUUCUACGCUUCUCUACCUCGGAGCCAGCAAGAUACACCUUGGGUGUUGGCGCAAAUGGGCCGAGCCCAUCACGAACAAGGAUCAUACAAGGACGCCGAGAAGUACUUCAGAAAAUUGCGGGUGGUGGCGCCUACGCGGAUGGAUGACAUGGAAAUCUACUCGACGAUUCUUUGGCAUCUCAAGCGGGAAACGGACUUGUCAUUCUUGGCUCAUGAGCUGGUCGAUGCCGACUGGACAUCUCCACAAGCCUGGUGCGCUCUCGGCAAUGCCUGGUCGUUGGCAAGAGAGCAUGAAAUGGCUCUGCGCUGCUUCAAGCGAGCGACGCAGCUAAAUUCCAAGUUUGCAUAUGCUUUUACGCUUCAAGGCCACGAGCACGUCGCCAACGAAGAAUACGAAAAGGCCCUCAGUGCCUUCCGCAAGGCUGUUACGGCGGACCGCCGCCAUUACAACGCCUACUAUGGCAUUGGCCAGGUCUUUGAGAAACUGGGUAACUACGAAAAGGCCUACGUUCACUUCCAUACGGCAUCCGAUAUCAACCCGACCAAUGCCGUCCUCAUCUGCCGUAUCGGAGCGAUCCUGGAAAGGCAGAAGCAAAUGAUAGCCGCGUUACAAUUCUAUACCAAAGCCACGGACCUGGCGCCACGAGCACCCAUAGUACGGUACAAAAAGGCACGCGCGCUGAUGAGUCUGGGCAAGGUAGAUCUUGCGGAGAAAGAGUUGCUCAUUUUGAGGGAUGUAGCCCCUGAUGAGGCCAUGGUACACUUUUUACUUGGCAAGUUGUACAGGAGCCUCAAUGAAAAGCAGAUGGCGGUACGAGCUUUCAGCAAUGCUCUUGCUUUAGAUCCAAAGGCGAGUCAGUCGAUCAAGGAUGCCAUCGAGAGCAUCGAGGAUGACGUGGGCAUGGAAGACUCCAUGAUGACAUAGGAUGACAGGAUGAAGAAGGUCGUCUUCGACUGAGGCUGUUUUGCCCUAUCAACAGGAGCGGGAUGUUGUCCGCGACUGUACAUGCGUCUUCUGUGGGCGGUGCGAGAAUUGGCAACGAGUCCGGGUUCCCACGACGAGACGAGAGCGAGGUU